UCGUCCGGGGGUGGUAGAUCGUCCUGGCGCAGCCAGUGCCCGCGCGUCUUUCGCGAUCGUCGGACCGCGCGUACUAAAAACGGGGAGGUGUUCUCGAUCGCGUGUCUGUUCGACCCUCGAGGAUCGGAUGCAUUCACGAAGGUGCGCGUAGCUUUGUUUCGGGACCAGGGAAAUUAAUCUACCGAGUGUUACAAGAGUGUUUAUGGAGAGAGUUGGAGGGAGAUCGACGAAGGGGUUGAAGUGGUUGUAGCGGAGAAUUCUAGGCGUGUUCUAAUUAAUAAAUCUCGAGGCUGAAACUCAUAGAGGGAAAUUAGUCGGAAGGGUUAUUUUAUUUCAUGUAUUUUAAUGUAUUUUAUGAAAAGGUGACGUAUCAGAGGAUGAAUGGCGAACAUGAGGGCACAAUGAAGCUUGCUCGUCGAUUAGACGUCAGAGAUUAAACAUCAAGUGAAUAAUAUUUAGCUCCAAGUAUCUCGAAUAUUUGAAAGAUAUCGCGUAUCGGUUGCCCGCGUGUACCGCGAUUAUCGAAAUCUACCGCUUUCCAAUGGAAACUGCUAUAAUGUACGAGCGUUAAGGAAAGUCCUGCGAGAUCUGAGAAUUUUCGAGCCGAUCCGCCAACCCGCUAUGACAACCCGCAGGACAACGAGAAUUCGCUGCAGAUAAUACUCAGCUACGGUUAUCGGGAUGAACAUAUCCGAUGAUCACGUACGACGAGGACGAUAACGACCGGUGUAACUGGCCUAUCGUAUUGGAUCGACGUGGUUCGAUGGUACCAUCUCGCGUUAAUGAGAAAGAAUUGACUAGAUCGUCCUGAUAAAAUUACUUUGCCUCCCUCUUUCUCACCCUGUGGUUCGUUGCGAAUCAGAUUUCCGGCCUGACAUCCGAUCGCGGACCUUCGAUUCCGGCGUGAAGCAUGCUACGCAGGACAAGCCUCGUGCAGUGAACGUUGAAACGCGAGUGUCUAGUGGUUCAAAGCGUCGACAGGGUGCUUCCGUAGCAAAGUAGACGGACGAGUGAAGUGAGGACUCGUUACCUGCCUUAGAUGAAUAUUUGACGGUGUCUGGCGCGAAGGGGAGAAAUGUGUGGACAAUGAAGGUCUUCUGAGGAUUUGCAUCGAUGUGCGCGGCGAGGCUCCGACAAUGUGCGGUUCCGUGUUAAAGUGUUCGUGAAUAAUCCUAGUUUUCGUGUAUUCAUAUGAUUCUUUCGGCUGCUGGUAUCGCAUUCUGCCCCGAAACGGAGUACGCAAGAACGAUGUCAUAGUGAGGUGCGAGUUGAGCUUACGUCGAGCACAAUGGCACUGUUGUUCGCCAUCAUUGUCAUCCUGGUCACCACUGCCAUGUCGCUGCCACCGGUCAUCAGAAUCGGUGCGAUUUUUACGGAAGAUCAAAAGGACAGCCCUUCGGAGCUGGCGUUCAAAUAUGCCAUCUACAAGAUCAACAAGGACAAAACUCUGUUAGCGAACACGACGUUGGUCUACGACAUUCAAUACGUUCCUAAGGACGAUUCUUUCCGAACGUCGAAGAAAGCGUGCAAGCAACUGUCCAGAUCGGUGCAGGGGAUCUUCGGACCGUCUGAUCCUCUCCUCGGUGCCCACAUCCAGAGUAUCUGUGAAGCUCUCGAUGUCCCGCAUCUGGAGGCAAGAGUGGACUUCGAGCCAACGUUCAAGGAGUUUAGUAUAAAUCUCUAUCCGUCGCAGGACCAUUUGAACAAAGCCUUCAAAGAUCUCAUGUCCUUUCUAAACUGGACCAGGGUGGCCAUAAUUUACGAAGAAGAUUACGGUCUGUUUAAGCUACAAGAUCUCGUGAAAUCACCGCCUUCGGCGAGGACCGAAAUGUACAUUCGCCAGGCAGGACCUGGUUCUUAUAGACAGGUUCUUCGAGAAGUCAGACAUAAGGAGAUCUACAAGUUGAUCGUCGAUACGGAUCCUGCGCACAUGCAACAAUUUUUUCGAGCGAUUCUCCAACUGCAAAUGAACGAUUACAGAUACCACUACAUGUUCACCACGUUCGACAUAGAGACGUUCGAUUUGGAGGAUUUCAAGUACAACAGUGUUAACAUGACUGCGUUUCGUCUGGUGGACCUGGAGGAACCGAAGGUUGCCGAAGUUUUGCGGCAGAUGGAACGCUUCCAACCGAUUGGCCACGCGAUCCUCAACAAAACCGGAGUUAUACAGGCAGAACCAGCUUUAGUGUACGACAGCGUGCAGGUUUUCGCGCACGGUUUGGCAGCGUUGGAUCGCAGCCACGACCUCAGGCCUGCCAAUUUAUCGUGCGAGAAAGAGGAGCCUUGGGACGACGGUCUGUCCCUUUACAACUACAUUAACGCCGCAGGUUUACACGGCCUAACCGGACAUAUCGAGUUCAACGAAGGGAAGCGUAAUAACUUCAAACUCGACCUGCUGAAGCUGAAGAAGGAGGAGCUGGUGAAGGUGGGCGAAUGGAAGCCCGGAUCGGGCGUUAACGUGACCGACGUUGGUGCUUUUUACGAGACCAGCGCCACUAAUAUCACCCUGGUCGUUAUGACGAGAGAGGAGAAACCGUACGUCAUGGUAAAGGAAGACAAGAAUCUAACGGGAAACGCAAGGUUCGAGGGGUUCUGCAUCGAUUUGCUGAAGUGGAUCGCAGGUCAGGUCGGGUUCCAAUAUGCCAUACGACUGGUCCCCGAUCAUAUGUAUGGCGUUUACGACCCGAAAACCAAGGAAUGGAACGGCAUCGUUAGGGAACUUAUGGAAAAGAGAGCGGACCUGGCUGUUGCGUCUAUGACGAUCAAUUACGCUCGGGAGAGCGUGAUAGAUUUCACCAAGCCGUUCAUGAAUCUCGGUAUCGGAAUUCUGUUUAAGGUGCCCUCCAGCCAGCCAACGCGGUUGUUCUCCUUCAUGAACCCGCUGGCCGUGGAGAUCUGGCUGUACGUGCUGGCCGCGUACAUGCUGGUGAGCUUCACCCUCUUCGUUAUGGCUCGAUUCAGCCCGUACGAGUGGAACAAUCCACACCCGUGUCUGGCAGAGAGCGACAUCGUCGAGAACCAGUUUAGCGUCAGCAACAGCUUCUGGUUUAUCACUGGCACGUUCCUCAGACAGGGCAGCGGGCUCAACCCCAAGGUUUCCGGGCGAAUGCCGUCGAGGCUGUUCUCGUUCAUGAAUCCCCUCGCCGUGGAGAUUUGGUUAUCCAUGCUGGGCGCUUACGUGAUGGUGUCCCUAACGAUUUGGAUAGUGGCGAGAUUCUCGCCUUACGAAUGGAUUGAACCGACACCCUGCCCAAGCUGCAAAUGUCCGCUACAGGGUAGUCACGUGAGCGCGUUGGAUCCUGACAGCGACGACAUUCCUCUACUGAGAACGGUCAACGAGUUCACCCUGGCCAACAGCUUCUGGUUUACAGUCGGCACGCUUAUGCAACAGGGCAGCGAUCUCAACCCCAAGGCAACCAGCACGAGAAUUGUUGGCGGAAUCUGGUGGUUCUUCACGUUAAUCAUCAUCUCCUCUUACACGGCGAACUUGGCUGCCUUCCUCACUGUCGAGAGGAUGAUCACGCCGAUCGAGAACGCGGCAGAUCUCGCGGAACAAACGCAGAUUUCCUAUGGAACUUUAGAGGGUGGAAGUACGAUGACUUUCUUCAGAGACUCGAAGAUUGGAAUAUACAAAAAGAUGUGGGAGUUCAUGGAAACGAAAUCGCCAUCGGUAUUCGUGAAAAGCUACGAGGACGGAGUGAAAAGAGUGCUCGAGGGUGACUACGCUUUCCUGAUGGAAUCCACCAUGCUCGAUUACGCUGUGCAACGAGAUUGCAACCUCACGCAAAUCGGCGGCCUGUUGGACAGCAAAGGUUACGGGAUUGCCACUCCGAAAGGCUCGCCCUGGAGGGAUAAGAUAUCACUGGCGAUUCUCGAGCUGCAGGAGAAGGGCGUGAUCCAGAUUCUAUAUGAUAAAUGGUGGAAAAAUACCGGAGAUGUGUGCAACCGGGACGAGAAGAGCAAGGAGAGCAAAGCGAACGCGCUGGGAGUCGAAAAUAUCGGUGGUGUCUUUGUCGUGCUGGUUUGCGGGUUGGCCCUGGCUAUCCUCGUCGCAGUCCUCGAGUUCUGCUGGAACUCCAAGAAGAACGCCCAAUCGGACAGGUCCCUGUGCGCCGAGAUGGCCUCGGAAUUGCGGUUCGCCGUGCGGUGCGGCUCGCGGCAGAGGCCAGCCGCGAAGGCGCGCAAUUCCGACGCCGCGGUGCCGUGCGACCGUUGCAGCCCGCGUGCCACCAGGAGGAGAACGCGAUAUUGUUCAACCGGCCACGAAGAAACUACCUACAUUCCGAGCAUCGAGAUACCACGGUUAAAUGCAGGAGGGUGGUGCGUUGUCGAUGACGGAGAUGAAGAAAUCAUUGAGCUUCGAUCAAGUGGGAGCGGCCCGUGGCGGGAACACCUAGCACAGGCCUCAUCCUCAUCUUCAUCCUCAGCAGCAGCAACAGCAACAACAGCAACCACCACCGUGCAAAGCCACGCCCACGCACACACGUCACACACACUGCCACUCACAUUCACACAGCCACAGUCACAGUCAUACGCACAAGCACCAACCACCCCCACCGAGGCAGAGACGGGGCUCUUCAAGCAUCGUCUUGGGUCAAGGAGGUGACCAUCCUGAGAGUAUUCUCUGGAGAUUCGACUGCGACCUGGCGGGUGAACCAGACGUGGUAAUAUCGCCGCCACCGCCACCGCCUCCGCCCUCGGCGGCUGUAUCAAGGACCACGACCCUUUGACCAAUACUCGAG
Bombus terrestris (buff-tailed bumblebee) is the source of this 4742-nucleotide messenger RNA. Its product is annotated as glutamate receptor ionotropic, kainate 2. Bases 1289 to 4606 code for a protein of 1105 amino acids. Gene Ontology annotation, molecular function: glutamate-gated receptor activity. NCBI's taxonomy places the organism in Eukaryota, Metazoa, Arthropoda, Insecta, Hymenoptera, Apidae. The record is from RefSeq and is a predicted model, not a curated record. Gene Ontology annotation, biological process: monoatomic ion transport. Gene Ontology annotation, cellular component: postsynaptic membrane; plasma membrane. The transcript has 21 exons.